Dermatophagoides pteronyssinus (European house dust mite) is the source of this 552-nucleotide messenger RNA. RefSeq lists its product as uncharacterized. Lineage: Eukaryota; Metazoa; Arthropoda; Arachnida; Sarcoptiformes; Pyroglyphidae. The record is from RefSeq and is a predicted model, not a curated record.
AAAAUAAUUUGAAAAUUUCAUUAUAAUGGAAUCAUUGGCAUCGAUCGAUGAUUAUAGUGAUUAUUAUCAUAAUGAAAUUUUUAUGAAAGAACUUAAUCCAGAAUUACCAAAAGAAUGGCAUCAACAAAUUUGGCUUCAAAUGGAAUAUGUUUUAGAUGUUAUUCAUAAUUCAAGUAGAAUGACUACAACAAUCCUAUCCAUAAUUAUCAUAUAUUAUGUUUAUACAUUUGUUACUAGAAAAUUUCCACAAUUUAAAUGUGGUUUAUUAUUUCGUGGUAGAUUUCUUAGUCUUAAACGAUUAAAGAAAAGAUAUGAACUAUUAUCUAUACCAGGUCGUUAUCGAUUUGCUGGUAAAGAAGAAGGUGCAGAACCGAUCGAUAUAGAAUAUAAAGCGGAUGAAGAUGAAUUAAAACUGAUUCGAAAAAUACGUUAUAAACUUAAAUUCGAACAAGAUAAGAUUGGAAAUUAAUUUAUUUGUUUUUUUCAAAGAAAAUAUUAUUAUUUAUUUUUUAAUAAUUUACAAAUUAAAAUUUCAACCAAAUCGACCUUCAA